CCGAAACAAGCAGUUUCGUUUUAGAAACCAAUAGAAAGAAGAAUGGAGGUCUACAGAUAGGAUUGAUUUGUCGCAAAUCUUACUUGAAGUUAAUAUGUGACAACAGGUUCAGAUAUAUAUGUGAAAGCCAUGAAUGCCAAGAUGUGAGCAAGAUUUAGGAAAAGAUUUACAGAUUAACAGACCAAAGUUACUGUACAGCGAUGGCGACAGAAGAACCAAUGGAAACAGAGGUGUUUGGAGGAUCGCAAGGAACAAAUCCUUCAACACAUCAUACAUCAUUUGCUACAGCACAAUGCGUUCCUCCACCCAGAUGGACAUUCAGUGGACUUGAAUUGAUCCUUUUGCUGUAUUUUUGCAAGAAAAGUUUUGACCAAUUGGUAAAAUUCAAAUAUGUGGAGUUACGACAACAAAUAGGUAUUCUGCAUGUUUAUAUUAUCAAAGAUGACUCUACCAAAUAUGUUGAAGCUGAAUUUAAAAGCAUGAAUUUGUUUUUGAAUGACCUCAUAAAAAACGAGAUUUCUAUUCCGAAUGAUGUACUGCUCCAUAGGAAGAAGAAAUUACAAGAAUAUGUUCAUAAAAAUAAUGGACAGCCAGAACAUCGCUGUUUUCUACAUCUUUCUGAUGAUUCUAGGACAUGUACACUGUUUGCAAAAAGAAGAGAUACAGACCUUUAUCAAUUCAGAUUAAAACAUCAAAUUGAUGACUGGAUGACAGAUAUUAAAAGGAGUGUACCUGAGGCAAUUUCAUAUCCGCAUCCAAACAUGAACACUGUUGCAAAUGACACACACUUGACAAGCAGUCGUCGUCCUCCGUCCUAUGCUGAUAGUGUUCGAACAAAUCCUAAAACUGUUCCUGCAAAUUAUCAAGGAAGCACCACAUUAGGAUCUAGCCAAAACAGACACGUGGCCAGUAGUAGCUUUUCCUCCCCACCAAUGUUCAGCUAUAAAGGUCUAGAUGUUCAUACAGUGCAUGGUUCAAUUACAAAGAUGAAAACAAAGGUGGAUGGUGUUAUCAAUGCCGCCAAUGACAGGUUGGAUCAUAUUGGAGGCGUUGCCUUCUACAUUGCAGAAGCUGCUGGAGAACGUAUGGAAGAACAUUGCAAGGAAAUCAUGAAGAAAACAAAGAAAAUUGCUGUGUCAGAAAAUGUUGUCACAACAGCUGGAAGGAUGAGAUGCAAAGGCAUAAUCCAUGCUGUUGGACCUAAAUGGGGGGAUUACCAAGAUAAACAUUGUUUGGAUCUGUUAGCAGAUACGGUUGAAAAAGCGUUGAUAACUGCAGAAAAGGAAUACUAUUCCGAAGUUGCAAUGCCUGCAAUAAGUGCAGGUAUUUAUGGAAUACCCAAGUCUUUGUGUGCUGCUAUGUACAUUAAGGGAAUCACACAAUUCUGUCGAAAGCCAAAGAGUGUUUCUUGGCUAACAUCAUUGUACAUAGUUGACAUCAGUGAUGAUAUACUUAACGAAAUACAGAAAGCGUACAGCAAUUGGGAGAAGGAUAAGAAAUCUAUAGAGCCAAGUGAACUGCUAAAGCAGGAAUCAUUGGUCAGACCAAGAAGCGCUUUUUCAAAAUCAAUGUCACUCAGAGGAUCAGCCGCCGGGGUUGGUGGCAAUGUAACAACUUUUUCUGGGAAAGGUUCAAGCCCCCUACAUGAACAGCAAUGGACCAAAGGUCCUGAUGAAUCAAUACCUGGACUAAUGGAUAAAGUGCGAUGCUACAAGACAGAUGAUGGAUCGUUCUGUGUUAAGAUCUACACUGGUAGCAUUACAAAAGUUAAAAGUCUUGAUGCAAUUGUUUGCACAGCAGAUACCUCCCUCUCAGGGCUUGGUCCUCUUUCAGAAGCUGUAGCUGAUGCUGGCGGCUACAGAUACAAUUCCAGUUUCUCAUCCCAGAAGCAAAAAUACCAUUCAAAGGCCAUCAAAGGCCAGGCUUUCGUGUGCUCUGCUGGGCAUUUGGCAGUGACACAUGUAGUUCACAUAGUAAUUGAACAACUUGUUGACACACAGCAUCAAAGUCUGAUUGAUUACAAAAACUUUAUUUUGAAUGGAUUGCAUUCAAUGAGUGGAUGGAAGAUGAGAAGUGUUGCUCUUCCACUUUUAGCUGGAGGAUUUGUUCAGCAUGACAAAGGAAGCAUUAGGAAAAUGUGCGACAUAUUGUAUGAGGCAGUCAUGGAUUUCCGCUUAAAAAGUGGACCAGGAAGAUCGCUGAGAGAGAUCCAUUUUGUGAACCGAAAACCAGAAAUCACUCAAGCAUUUGUCGAUUGCUUCAACCAACACCUAUCCAGUAUCAAAAAAACGCCCACUGGACCAGCACCAAGUGCAGGAGCAGGAAAAAGUACCAAGAAACUACAGCAUGGGGAAGCAAAUAGUUUUAGUGAAAGCAGUUAUGGCACAAAACUGAAGACACAUCGAGGGCAAGGUGAAGUAGGAAACUGGGCGUCAGUGAAGCAAGGCCAAAGACAUACACAAUCAAUGAUUCUACCAAAAAAGACAUCCUCAGAUGGAGGCACCUACAACAAGGCCAUUGAUGACCUAGGUUUUCUAAGCACAAACGGUGGUGGGCCAAACUUCCGUGGGAAUAAAGCACUUGUGAAAAAUGAAUUACGUGAAGAAGAAGAGAACUUGCAACUUAAGGAGAAAUGCAAGACACAAAAACCUGUUGUUCGCAAAAGGAUUCAGAAAAAUAUUUGUGCCGCCUGUGAUACAAAAUUGGAAUCGGACAAUGUGAGUAGACUGGCUUGUGGACAUUCGUUUUGUUCCAUUCCGUGUUUCAUUCCAAUGCAGAACAAUCCUAGUUGUGCGAUUUGCAAAGAAGUCGAAGGAGCAACGGCAGCAGAAAGUGAAGAGGAUGUAACUUGUGUGAUUUGCAUGGACACAAUCACAGACCAAAAGAAGCUAUCGUGUGGUCAUGUCUUUUGUGGUGAUUGUAUAAUGCAGUCAAUGGCACAUAAGCCGGCUUGUCCUGUUUGUGGGAAGAUUUUUGGAGAGCUAGAGGGAGACCAACCAACAGAUGGAACAAUGACUGUGACAAGAAAUACACAUCACUCUCUGCCAAGCUAUGAAGCUUAUGGCAUCAUAGAGAUCAAAUAUAAAUUCCAGGAUGGAAUUCAACAGGAAAAUCACCCACAACCUGGAAAGCCUUACAAGGGCACAGAAAGGCGGGCAUUCCUACCUGACAAUAGAGAAGGGCAGAAGGUGCUACGUCUGCUGCAAAAGGCAUUUGACAGUCGUCUGACCUUCACCAUCGGUUCAUCAAGGACAACUGGGCAGGAGGACGUGGUGACCUGGAAUGACAUUCAUCACAAAACCAAACGGGAUGGUGGUGCUGCAAAAUUUGGAUACCCCGAUCCAACCUACCUGUCACGUGUGCAGGAUGAGUUAGCAGCUAAAGGCAUCACAGAGUAGAACAACCGACAUAGGAGUGAUGUAACUUGUACAGACCACACUACAGCAUGUUGAUUUCAUGACAUGUUUUGUAAAUAGGAAUUAUUUCUGCGCUGGUGUAAUAUGUUUUAUAAACAACAAACUUACUGGUUUAUCAUGAUUCUUACUUAUGGAUUUUUUUUCAUAUUUUCAUUAUUGUUUAUAAAACUUGUUCAUGGUCUAUCGUUACUUGCCUCGUGAUGGUAAGCAAUCAUUGUGACUCGGUGCACAUCAGUUUGUAUAUUAAAAUCUGUUUCAUAUAUAUAAGAUCUUUUUUUCAUUUCAUAUGAAAUUUAUGAAACUUGUCACGAAUUUUUUAUUUUAUCUCGCCAGAGAAAUUGUUCAUAAAUCUCAUAUGAAAUUAAAACGAGUGUAAGAUCCUUUUUAUCACAUAAUCAAUAUUUGUGGCGUAUAUUCGUGUAAAAUGAUAAUUUUCAUGCAACCUUGAAAUGUAAAAAGCCGCCAUUUUGAAUCCAGUGUGUAUGUCUCUGACGUCGUGUACUUGUCCUACGCGUGACGUCACAAUUGAACGAAUUGAAACUUACAAACCAUUCACAGGGCUGAUGGGUCAUAUUACAUGGAUUAAUACGCUAAACAAAAUGACAUGACACCGGUCAUUAUGUGAUAAAAUCAUGUACAUAUGAUGAAUAUGAAACCCUUCCUGAUAUGUUUUAAAUAUUGCUUUGUGUUGGUUUGAAGUACGCGUAUAUACAUCCUUAGUUGAUAAACGAACUGAACAUACAUAUUGCUUUGUGUUGGUUUGAAGUGCAUCCUUAGUUGAUAAACGAACUGAACAUGCUACAAUACUUUCUGAUAUUCGAAUUGGCAUAAAUGAGGGCAUUGUUUAGUUCAGUUUGUAUUGAUUAAAAGACCUGUGGCAUUUUUUGUGGAAAAGAAGCUUGCUUUAUUUGGUCCUGUCAAUUUUAUAUAAAGAAAACGAAACUGUAAUCGUUUGUUUCUUAUUUGAGUUUCAUUAAACCUUGUGAUAAUUUUCCUAUAUCAAUUACGAAAAAAAAUGCAGUUUUAUUUGGAAAAACAUGAAAUAUAUUUUUCAAGCACUUCUAACUAACCAGAUUGUGUUUAUUUGUGCAGUCAGUCAGCGCAAUGAAACAUUACUGUCUAUACGAUUAUUUCUUAUAGUCGAUGUCACAGUAAACUCUAUCGUAUCAGUAUAUAAUUGUAUGAAUAUAACCUGUAUCAUAUACACAGUUCAGAUGUUGUUGGGAUUACUGAAUUUUACUUAUUUAGUCUGAUGUAAGAAAGAAAUCAGCAUGAAAAAUAUAAAAAAAAAAAACUUAUGUAUUUCGUAUUCUAUUUGACU
Messenger RNA from Mizuhopecten yessoensis (Yesso scallop), 4737 nucleotides. RefSeq lists its product as uncharacterized. Gene Ontology annotation, biological process: protein ubiquitination; Notch signaling pathway. The transcript has 9 exons. NCBI's taxonomy places the organism in Eukaryota, Metazoa, Mollusca, Bivalvia, Pectinida, Pectinidae. The record is from RefSeq and is a predicted model, not a curated record. The coding region runs from base 201 to 3398 and encodes 1065 amino acids.